CUUUGAUAGAGAACAAGUGUUAUUGUGACGUUUUGUCAGGUUUUUGGCUUUUUUUUUGCAGAAAAAAAUCUUUUUCUGUAUUUCCCUGAUAAAACCGAAUGUACUGGGUGGAAGUGAAGGACCAUACGGUCGAAGGGCCUUAAUUUCAUCUGAGCAUGCGAUCUAGAAGGAGAAAGCUGUGAAGGCGAAACUCGUCUCUGAGGCUUUUACUUUUUAUUUUUAACACGGGGAGAUGGAUGCUGUUCCGGACCGCUGGGACGAAAGCCAGCUCCGGAGCUAUGACAUACCGCUUACAACUAUUCCUAAGUACGACGUCCAGGAUCCAAGGGUGGAAGAGCUCAUCUCCCAACAUAAACCCGUCGUCAUCAUGAAUUCAGGGCUUGUAGCAUCUGCAAUGAAAUGGGACAUCAACUACCUUGCGAACCACAUGAGCAACACCAGCUGUACGGUCAUCAUAUCAAAGAACCACAAGUUCAAGUACUAUGAUGUCAGGACCGUCUUGCCAUCGGUGAAGGCCAAGUUUACCCCUCCAACCAGACAGAUGACAAUGAAGGUCGCCGAUUUCGCUAAAAGGCUGAAAGAAUGGAAGAAAGGCGAUGAAAGAUUCUAUCUACAGCAAAUACUAAACAACACUGUCGGACCAGGUAUUGUCCAUGAUUUUUUAAAAUUCAGGUGGGACUGGAUACGUGGUAUCCAAAAGAAGAUGAGGUGGGGUGAAUUAACAUCGAAUCUACUACUCAUAGGAAUGGAAGGAAAUGUAACGCCGUGUCAUUAUGAUGAACAAGAGAACAUUUUCGCUCAAGUGCGGGGUUUCAAAAGGUUUAUUUUAUUUCCCCCAGAGCAGUUUGCAUGUUUCUACCCGCAUCCUGUUUAUCAUCCUCAUGACAGGCAAAGCCAGGUAGACUUUGAUAGCCCUGAUUUGGAAAAGUUUCCAAAAUUCGCCGAGGUCAGGGGAGAAGAGGCAAUCGUCGGCCCCGGUGACAUAUUAUACAUACCAAUUUACUGGUGGCACCACGUCGAGUCGCUCAUGAAUGGCGGGUAUACCGUCUCUGUGAACUUCUGGUGCAAAGCAGGUCCUAUCGGUGAGAUUAUUUAUCCUCUCAGGGGUGAUCAGAAGGUCACGAUAAUGAGGAACAUUGAAAAAACUCUUGUCGAGGCGCUUAAGGACCCUGAGGAUGUUGGGCCCCUUCUGAGAGCCAUCGUAUUGGGAAGGUACACAGAAGAAUCUGAAGAAAUUUAAUUCCCCAUAAAGAUGCAUUUCUUUAUAUAUAUUUUAUGAUAAAAAGUUGUAAUUAUUAAAAGAACAAUGGUGAACAGUGGUGGGACACUUUACUCAAAUUAUGGUUCAUUAUGGCAAAUAUUUGGAGUUUUAUCUGAUAAAUGUGAGAGAACUGUAUUUCCUCAGAAUUUGAUUUAUAUAAUAUUACAUAAAUAAACAAAUAAUAUGUAAAAAAGAUCUGUUAUAUUAUAACUCAAAUUUGAAUGAUAUGAUUAAUCAAGUGGUAAUAUUUAGUUAUU
Messenger RNA from Cimex lectularius (bed bug), 1518 nucleotides. Its product is annotated as hypoxia-inducible factor 1-alpha inhibitor-like. Gene Ontology annotation, biological process: peptidyl-aspartic acid hydroxylation; negative regulation of Notch signaling pathway. Gene Ontology annotation, cellular component: cytoplasm; nucleus. The coding region runs from base 233 to 1240 and encodes 335 amino acids. The transcript is spliced from 6 exons. Gene Ontology annotation, molecular function: peptidyl-histidine dioxygenase activity; [protein]-asparagine 3-dioxygenase activity; ankyrin repeat binding. The record is from RefSeq and is a predicted model, not a curated record. Lineage: Eukaryota; Metazoa; Arthropoda; Insecta; Hemiptera; Cimicidae.